Oryzias melastigma (Indian medaka) is the source of this 1021-nucleotide messenger RNA. RefSeq lists its product as uncharacterized. The record is from RefSeq and is a predicted model, not a curated record. Gene Ontology annotation, cellular component: autophagosome membrane. The coding region runs from base 147 to 941 and encodes 264 amino acids. The transcript is spliced from 7 exons. Gene Ontology annotation, biological process: autophagosome assembly; negative stranded viral RNA replication. NCBI's taxonomy places the organism in Eukaryota, Metazoa, Chordata, Actinopteri, Beloniformes, Adrianichthyidae.
UGGUCUGUGACAUGCCCACUAGGGGAAUGUCAAGCUUCAUGGGAGGAGCUAAGAAACUGCAGUGACUGAUUCAGGGUUUUACUAUUGUUUGGUCUGCUCUGGCCCCUUUUGUUUGAUGAAGAAUAGUUGUCAGUGUGUGCAUUAAAAUGGGCAGCUGGCGCAAUCACGUACUUGCUCAACUUCAGCAAAGAGACCUAAAGGAAAAACUUCCAUUUGUUGGCGUUUUCUCAAGCUUGUCUCGUCUGGAAGAACAUUUUGAAGUUCGCACGCAGAUUUUGGAUGAUGUUUACCGUAAAAGAGGUGGAAUUGAUGUGGAGAGCAAUAACAGACUCCUUCUCCAGCUGAGGGAAAGUGAACACCUGGCAAACAAGUUGUCUCAAACAGUGUCAGAUCUGACCUCCAUCUUGUAUCUGAAAGAUGCUGAACUUCAGCACUGGCAGUCUCGGGUGUCUCAGUACCGCCGAGAAGCCCUCACCUUGACUAAAGAGAGCCACAACUUGAAGGCGAAUCUCUCCGAAUUUGAGUUUACCAUAGAGAGUCAGUCCAAAGACAUACAAGCCCUACGGUCGGAGCAGAAAAGACUGAAGGAAGCACUGGCCCAGGCUCAGGAAGAUGGAGAGCGACUGAUGGAGCGAUGGAUUCAGGGGAGGAGGGAGGAAGCAGACAGACUGAAUAAAUACAACGAUACACACGAGCGUGGAUUUCUGGCUUUUUCCAGGUGGCAAAAAGUGGCCAAACAUCUGAAGAAGCAGCUCCAGAGGGAGAAGGGAAAGGAGCGCGUAUCAGCAGCAAGACGGUCUUUAAAAGUUGGAAGGGAAACUCCAUCAUCUGUCAUUCAGGUCACCGUUGACCCAUUGGAUAUACACAAAGGACUACAGCCGCACCUCAGCUGCAGCAAAAGUCUAACAUCUCUACAAGAAUGUGGGGAAAGCCCACUUUGAUUUGUGGAUUAAUUGAAAUAACAGAAGUAUAAAUAACAAUUUAAUUUGCAGAUCAAUGUUUUUUGUUAAUACAAUAAAUA